CGUCCCAGUUAGCUUAAAUUCCAUACGCCAUCAUCAUCUUCUUCGUCAUCUUCUUGCUUCAAUAACUAUUUUAUUGAUAUAUUUAUUAUUAUUAUUAUUAUUUAAUUCACAUUCAUUGGCCAAAGCAAUGGCAACCCACUUCAGGUCUCACCUAUUGCUAUUAUUCUACUAUUUUCUCAGAACCAGGUCUCACUCCCUGAGAAGAUAGAGAUAUUCAAUGGCGAAAUCAUCUCUCUCACUCCAAUUCACUAUCAUUUUCUCCCUCUCCCUCUCAGCCGCUUGCUCCUUCUCAUCGUCUUCGUCACCUCUCUCUCGUCUUAAAUCAUUUUCGCUACCAUCUUCACCUUCAAAAGCACCCAAAGCCACCCCUUCGGACCUACUUACCCUGCUCGGCGAUAGACGCUGUUCCUCAACGGUCAACCCUUUUGUAGCCCAAGAACUCAAUUCCUGCUUCAAAUUUCUCGUACCCUUUACUCCCAAUGGGAUUAAAACGGUACCCAAAAGUUGUUCUCAUAGAAAGAGCUUGAUUUCAAACAGAAAUGGAGGUCGGACACGUAGAGAGGAGGAUGAGCUUAUAUGGUGGCCUCCGCAGUCAGUGUUGGACUUGGCUCGCCUUGCUUUCGAUUCUCGUGGAGAUUCCGCGGCGAUCCACCUCGCCCUUGACCCCACUGUCAUCCCUGUACCUGAUGUUGAAGGAUCAAAUGAAGACCGAUGUCAACUCACUCGAACUCCAUAUGGGUUUCGGUUUAUUAGUGAGGAAUUGAAUUCGUACCUCAAGUUUUUGUUUGAACUUAUUGCUGCUCGUGCUCCUGCUGUUGGGUUGAAUACAUUAUUGAAUCGAUAUGAUUUUUUUCAUGGCCAUAUUUUUCUAGCCACAGACAGUGGAAGGCUUGGUAUAUUGUUCCAUGCUAAAGAGUACCCGGCAUUGGAUAAAAAAGUGUUCCCUUACAAUAUGGGCUAUUGCCAAAAAGGAUCAAAUGUGAGAUACGAUUAUUCAAUGAACUUGCGAAAUAUUCUUUGGCUGGCACCGUUGCCUAGUGAUUCAAAUGGUGCAUGGGCAGCACCAGGUGUGCUAGUGGUGUUGGAUGCUCGUCCAGGAGGAAUUAUUUAUAGAGACAUUAUACCUGAAUAUGUAAAGUUUGUUAGGACUAUAUAUGAAGAUGAUUUUGGGGAGGUGGUAGCUGAUGUCAAUUACUUGGACGUAGGAGAUGUUAAACCAAAUUAUCAACUUUUUAUUUGCUGACAUUCUUUGAUGGUAUAACGUGGAAAUUGCAUAUAUGGCUAUUCUCACAACAGUGAAUGGUUAAGAAAACAAAGAUGUAGUACUUGUUCAGGCAAUGUGAUUUUUCACUUGAUGUAUUACUGUCAAUCUGAUGCAUUAUAAUCAUGAUUGAUUCCAUUAUAUCCAGAAUAUGUUGUUGAGACUUGAGAUCAUAAACUAUUGUUGCCCUUGGUUUAGUCGAGUAAAUAUGUCUCGAAAAUAUUCCAAUGAAACAGAAUGCUAGAUAUUCAGAAUAACUAGCAUUUGCUAGAUGUGCUAGUAAACAAAUGUAAUCCGUAGGAGACCAACGGUGAAUAGAAAAAUAAAAUAAAAUUAUGAGCUAAGAAUUGGACUAGAUAA
Molecule: messenger RNA, 1621 nt
Organism: Humulus lupulus (European hop)
Lineage: Eukaryota; Viridiplantae; Streptophyta; Magnoliopsida; Rosales; Cannabaceae
Exons: 8
Coding region: 218-1243 (341 amino acids)
Source: RefSeq, a predicted model, not a curated record